Messenger RNA from Insectozyma verbasci, 513 nucleotides. The record is from the annotation of a GenBank genome assembly. NCBI's taxonomy places the organism in Eukaryota, Fungi, Ascomycota, Pichiomycetes, Serinales, Debaryomycetaceae.
AUGUCAUCAAAUAAUAACAAUUACGAUUCGACAAAUGUUACGGAAACAACUCCAAUUAAUAAAGAUCGUGAGUCAAUUAAAUUAGACUUGCUAUCUUGUAGAUCUAUCACUUUAGAAAAUAAGGGUUCUGUUGCAAGAGAUCAUAUGGCUAAUGAAAGAACAUUUUUAGCUUGGUUAAGAACAUCAUUAAGUUUUAUAACAUUAGGUAUUGGUAUGACUCAAUUGUUUAGAUUAGAACAUCCCAAUUCAAAAGUGAAGACAAUGAAUAAUGUACUUCUAUUAAAUGAUAACGAGGAUAAUUUGAUUAGAAAAUUGGGUAAACCUUUAGGUGCUACUUUUAUAAUUAUUGGGAUUUUGACAUUAAUAUUUGGAUUCAACAGAUAUUUCAAAGUACAAAUUUAUUUAACAAAAAGUUUUUAUCCUGCUACUAGAUUGAGUUUGUUUAUUUUAAUUAGUUUAAUUUUAAUUUUGACUAUAAUUACAUUGGUAAUGGUUUUGAAAACUGCGACUUAA